UACCCAAGUUCACCCGCUUUACAACAGAACGACGAAGAAGAUGAAUGGCAACAUGUAGCGUACCCAGUUUUUAAUGGUACUAACCCCCGAAAUUGGAUAUCAGAUAUGGAGAUAGCAUUUAUAGCCAAUACCAUUGGAGCCGAUGCAAAUUUAAGAAAAAUAGGCCUAGCAGUACUACAUUCGGAGCUGUUUUUAACUAAAUACGCCAAUGAAGCCAACCGAACGCAAGCAUCACAGCAAGCAUAUCUCAGAAUGCAGAAAGUAGAGGAAUCAGUUGACGAAUAUUAUAACUCUCUUCAAGAAAAAUGGAUCGAAAUAGGAGCGGUGGACGCUAUGCCAGAACGGACAAAAGUAAAUAAAUUUAAUCCCAGCAAUCCGCCAAAGGCUUCUGGUAGACGUGUUAUAGGAAGAGACUCCGUUAAAAAGCUUGCUCAGUAUAUUAAGGAAACCGAGGAAGAUCCUGACCCAGAGGAAAUAUACAAAUUAGCAUAUAAUUUAGUAGAAAGCGGCCCCACGGAAAUAUCUAAAUCCUCACGUCACAAAUUACUUCAAAAAGAAUUGCGUAAACUGGGUGCUGAUUAUUUGACAAUAGAAGCUACAUACGUACCCGAUAUCGCUUAUACAUCGAUUAAAAAACAAAGAGAGUCGCAAGAACUUUGUGAAGACAAAGGAGUUACUGGACUCAAUUAUGAAUUACAGUACCUUCCAGAGAAUGAAGAAUACACUGAUUACACAUGCAAAAAAGGCUCAGGAGACCUUUUAUGGUCACAAUUUGUCAGUGCUCCUGGGCCCAAAAGUUUUGCUGGAUCCAGUGAUAAUGAAAAGAAUCUUGUCAGUUUCUUGUGA
Molecule: messenger RNA, 846 nt
Organism: Paraglomus brasilianum
Lineage: Eukaryota; Fungi; Glomeromycota; Glomeromycetes; Paraglomerales; Paraglomeraceae
Source: the annotation of a GenBank genome assembly